AUGGGCUUGGUGGUGAAGUCAUGGGCACCGCAGGUGGCGGUGUUGAAAAGGGAAUCAGUGGGCGAGUUCGUGACGCAUUGUGGGUGGAACUUGGUGCUUGAAGCUGUGAUUGUAGGCGUGACGAUGGUGGCAUGGUCACUAUAUACAGAACAUCAUUUGAAUAUGAGUGUUUUGGUGAAAGACAUGGAAAUGGAGAUUGCUGUGGAGCAGAGAGAGGAAGAUGGGUUUGUGUUUGGGGAUGAAUUGGAGACAAGCAUUAGGGAGUUGAUGGAGUGGGAAAAAAGGAGAGAGCUUAGAGAAAGGAGCAGGAAAAUGGGAGAGAUGGCUUUGGCUGCUUGGAGUGAGUCUGGUUCAUCCACUAGAAACUUGGUUAACUUUGUUAAUAGCAUUACAUAA
Prunus armeniaca (apricot) is the source of this 396-nucleotide messenger RNA. NCBI's taxonomy places the organism in Eukaryota, Viridiplantae, Streptophyta, Magnoliopsida, Rosales, Rosaceae. The record is from the annotation of a GenBank genome assembly.